AUGGCUAUUUCUAUUCUCAGUACUUCGCAAGUUGAUCCUAUCAACUUCUCCUUCAUUGAGCUCUUCCAUGAUCCAGCUAUCGACAUGCUGUGGCCCUUCGGAGAAAACAAAUACUUUGAGAUUUCAGAGGCAGACGAGGAACUCCUCCCUCAGAGCCCACUUGUGCCCAUUGUCACUUCUCAUGAUAAUGUAGUACCAAACUCUUACCCAAUCCCACCUGCUGAGGCUGACUCUGAAGAAGUCAUGCUGACCUUUGAGGAGGCAUUGACCAUGGAGUCCAUUUCCGAUGCUCCACCUAGUACCAGACAUCUUCUGCUUCUCAUUGACCCAUCUGCUCCCCCAUUGCCUGAAGGCCCAGGAAUAUGUCCUGAUGACUACCUAUUGUUCAAAGGCCAGUGGAUUCACAAGCAGACAGUGUGCCGUCUUGUCAUCAAUAAGAAUGUCAUUUCCAAGUCUCACAAUCGACUGGAGCGGGUUCGUGCGGGCUACACCAAGGUCAACAAAUGA
Molecule: messenger RNA, 507 nt
Organism: Suillus fuscotomentosus
Lineage: Eukaryota; Fungi; Basidiomycota; Agaricomycetes; Boletales; Suillaceae
Exons: 2
Coding region: 1-507 (168 amino acids)
Source: RefSeq, a predicted model, not a curated record